AUGCUCGUCAAAUCACUCUUUGCUGUCGUCGCUGCUGCUCUUGCAUCUACGAGCUUUGCUUGUGAACCUGAAUGCCGUCGUGGUCUUGCCGCUGAUUUUGCAAAGCACUAUGGACCUGUGGUCGAAUUGGCUGUUAACAAUCUACAAGACUCCUUCGCAUCCGAUGUGACGAAUGCCACUCUACCAAGCUCAGUGUCAUCCAUGGUGCCCGAGAAUGUACUUCAUCGUGAAUUGACAACCCAGCUAUCCAAUGCACUCGACGCCUUUGUGGAAGAAGCAACUGGCAAGGAUCUCACCAGUGGCAUCUUUUCGGUCAUGUUUGCUGAGGAGAAGCCUUUCAAGGGAGACUGCAACCACCCUGCUCGCCUUACUCGCAAGAUGCCUCCUGAAGGUGAAAGCUGGACUCGUGAAGAAUGUGAAAAGAUGGAUUACAUUUGUGGCAACCCACCUUCAAUCUGUCACUUUUUACCUGAUAUCAAGCAACGUAUUCUUGGCCGUAUCCGCUCUCAACUCGCAAACCGUGCUACCUUUGAUGAUGGAUCCUUGGUUAAGAAUGUUGUCCAAAGCAUCAAGGAAUCGACUGCCAAUGUCAUGCGCGAUUACGGUGCUGGUUCCAUGAUGGAUGAUCCUGAAAUGAAGUUAUAUCUUGAUACCGUCACCAGCAAUGCCAUUCGUUCCCUUGAUACCUGGUCUACUGAGGACCUCAAGUCACUUUGCACUCGCCCUGAGGAUGAUCAAGUUUGCAAUGGUUGGGAUGACUCUAUCAUGACCGAGAUCUUAAAGUGGCCCUAA
Messenger RNA from Lichtheimia ornata, 792 nucleotides. RefSeq lists its product as uncharacterized. The record is from RefSeq and is a predicted model, not a curated record. The transcript has 3 exons. Bases 1 to 792 code for a protein of 263 amino acids. NCBI's taxonomy places the organism in Eukaryota, Fungi, Mucoromycota, Mucoromycetes, Mucorales, Lichtheimiaceae.